CGGAUCUUCACCUCGAGAGGCCACCAGAGCUCCUCGUCGAGACCGCCGUCGAAUUCCAUCACCAGAGCGUGGAAGUGGCCGCCAGGAAGGCGGUGGACCCACUGGACGUCACGGAUACUCAUAUCGCGCAAGUGGAUGCCGACGCGCAAGUCGUCAGUGCAGAUGUUAUGCACAUCUUCGUAGACUUUUCCCUCUCCGCGAUUGAACCAAUCGCAAAAUGGCAUAUCGAAGCAUGGGUCGCCCAUGACGAUGGGGUCGAUGCGUUCGCGACGGAGGCCACGCUCGUGCAUCUCAACCGUGACGAAGCCGAAUCCUUCAUCGCGGAGGUAGCUGCGGAUUUGGUCUACGAUGUAAAGCCACUUGCUACCGCGGUAGAUGGUUUUCUUGCCCCAGGGCUCGCCGGACACCAUGUUCGUGUUGGGUUCGGCCUGAACAACGACAGUGAAAGCACUGACGGUGUGCUGGAUCUCGGGGCGCGUCACCACCAGACAGAAGUCGACCUCGAAGUCGAGACCGUUCAUCACGUUUCCGACGAUGUGAUCGAUCAUGGGCUUGCGCACGUAGAACUCCUCCCAGAGGAAGCCUCCGGGGUAGAAGGUCACGAUAGGCAAAGCGGGGGGACGCGGAGCGCCGACGCGGAGGGGCGAGAGCAGGAAGCCGCUGGCCUCGAUGGUGGAAUUGAAGGGGCCAGACCUGUCCAUCUUGAUUCUGCUGUAGUAGAUUGAUGAAUAGAUGGAUCUUGGGCUUUGGGGUGAGGUCGUCUGGUGUCGGCAACAGCUUCUUGUAGCAAGUCUGCGUGCUGGAAAUAGGAGGUUGCACAGUCUUUGUUUCCUUCA
Messenger RNA from Daldinia vernicosa, 836 nucleotides. RefSeq lists its product as uncharacterized. The transcript has 2 exons. NCBI's taxonomy places the organism in Eukaryota, Fungi, Ascomycota, Sordariomycetes, Xylariales, Hypoxylaceae. Bases 168 to 725 code for a protein of 185 amino acids. The record is from RefSeq and is a predicted model, not a curated record.